This is a messenger RNA of Coregonus sp. 'balchen', 36674 nucleotides long. NCBI's taxonomy places the organism in Eukaryota, Metazoa, Chordata, Actinopteri, Salmoniformes, Salmonidae. The record is from the annotation of a GenBank genome assembly.
GUAUGGACCUCUUGCACUGUUUGCCAUAAGAUUAUUUUAUUUAUGGUGUUCAAUGUUUAUACUUGGGCGUGAGCGGGGCGGACCAACGGAGGGUUUCUUUGAAACACGCUGGCAGGUGGGAAAGGGCGACCGACCGAGUAACGACAGCGUUAAUGAAACUUUGUUACAGAUUUCGUUAUGGGUAAGAAACUUUCUGACAGCUUCUUAUUUAUUUAACCCAAUAGUUCUAAGUGCAACAGGCGUAGUCGUAUCGUGCAAUUUAUUUUUUGUUGCACCAAAACGACGUUGGUUUAACUCGAUAUCAUGCUCUCAUUCUGCACUCAUAAGCGACUAGAGAUAGAGAACAUUAUAUUUUCACAACGUGUCUUCCGAAUGCUGCAUUUGAAGUUUUUGAUACAAUUAUAAUUUACUUUUAUGUUCUUAUCAAUAUGUAGUAUUGCCUCCUUUUACUUUUGUGUUAGCCGUCAGUACGACUAAAACGGCAUACUUCUGUGUCAUCUUUACAAUAGUUCAACAAUGUAACAAUGUUCUUCAUGAUUAUCUGGUGAGGUGCAACAUGGUUAUCGUGAAAUGAUAGCCUACACGUGUUGUAUAAAACCUCACCCAAACGUCUUGCACCGGAACAUUCGGAUUCUGAGAUGGGCUGGGCAUCCUGGGAUAUCCCCCCGAUAUGUGUGUGUGUAUAUAUAUAUAUAUAUCUACACACAAUACCCCAUAAUGACAAAGCGAAAACAGGUUGAAAAAUGUCUGCAAAUUUAUAAAAAAUUAAAAACAGAAACCUUAUUUACAUAAGUAUUCAGACCCUUUGCUAUGAGACUUGAAAUUGAGCUCAGGUGCAUUAUGUUUCCAUUGAUCAUCCUUGAGAUGUUUCUACAACUAGAUUGGAGUCCACCUGUGGGAAAUUCAAUUGAUUGGACAUGAUUUGUCAGAGCAAAAACCAAGCCAUGAGGUCUAAGGAAUUGUCCGUAGAGCUCAGAGACAGGAUUGCGUCGAGGCACAGAUCUGGGGUACCAAAAUAAUUCUGCAGCAUUGAAGGUCCCCAAGAACACAGUGGCCUCCAUCAUUCUUAAAUGGAAGAAGUUUGGAACAACCAAGACUCUUCCUAGAGCUGGCCGCCCGGCCAAACGGAGCAAUCGGGGGAGAAGGGCCUUGGUCAGGGAGGUGACCAAGAACCCGAUGGUCACUCUGACAGAGCUCCAGAGUUCCUCUGUGGAGAUGGGAGAAACUUCCAAAAGGACAACCAUCUCUGCAGCACUCCACCAAUCAGGCCUUUAUGGUAGAGUGGCCAGACGGAAGCCACUGUUCUGUAAAAAGGCACAACAGCCCGAUUGGAGUUUGCCAAAAUGCACCUAAAGACUCUCAGACCAUGAGAAACAAGAUUCUCUGGUCUGAUGAAACCAAGAUUGAACUCUUUGGCCUGAAUGCCAAGCGUCACGUCUGGAGGAAACCUGGCACCAUCCCUACGGUGAAGCAUGGUGGUGGCAGCAUCAUGCAGUGCGGAUGUUUUUCAGCGGCAGGGACUGGGAGACUAGUCAGGAUCAAGGCAAAGAUGGACGGAGCAAAGUACAGAGAGAUCCUUGAUGAAAACCUGCUCCAGAGCGCUCAGGACCUCAGACUGGGGCGAAGGUUCACCUUCCAACAGGACAACGACCCUAAGCACACAGCCAAGACAAUGCAGUAGUGGCUUCGGGACAAGUCUCUGAAUAUCCUUGAGUGGCCCAGCCAGAGCCCAGACUUGAACCCAAUCGAACAUCUCUGGAGAGACCUGAAAAUAGCUGUGCAGCAUCGCUUCCCAUCCAACCUGACAGAGCUUGAGAGGAUCUGCAGAGAAGAAUGGGAGAAACUCCCCAAAUACAGGUGUGCCAACCUUGUAGCGUCAUACCCAAGAAGACUCGAGGCUGUAAUCGCUGCCAAAGGUGCUUCAACAAAGUACUGACUAAAGGGUCUGAAUACUUAUAUAAAUGUGAUAUUUCAGUUUAUUUCUAAUAAAUUAGCAAAAAUGUCUAAACCUGUUUUUGCUUUGUCGUUUUGGGGAAUAAACGAUUUAAUCAAUUUUAGAAUAAGGCUGUAAAGUAACAAAAUGUGGAAAAAGUCAGUGGGUCUGAAUACUUCUGAAUGCACUAAUAUAUAUAUAUAUAUAUAACACACACACGGUAUCAGUCAAAAGUUUGGACACACCUACUCAUUCCAGGGUUUUUCUUAAUUUUUUAAAACUAUUUUCUACAUUGUAGAAUAAUAGUGAAGACAUCAAAACUAUGAAAUAACACAUAUGGAAUAAUGUAGUAACCAAAAAAAGUGUUAAACAAAUCAAAAUGUAUUUUAUGUGAGGUUCUUCAAAUAGCCACCCUUUGCCUUGAUGACAGCUUUGCACACUUGGCAUUGUCUCAACCAGUUUCAUGAGGUAGUCACCUGGAAUGCAUUAUAAUUAACAGGUGUGCAUUGUUAAAAGUUAUUUUGUGCAAUGUCUUUCCUUCUUAAUGCGUUUGAGGCAAUCAGUUGUGUUUUGACAAGGUAGGGGUGGUAUACAGAAGAUAGCCCUAUUUGGUAAAAGACCAAGUCCAUAUUAUGGCAAGAACAGCUCAAAUAAGCAGAGAGAAACGACAGUCCAUCAUUACUUUAAGACAUGAAGGUCAGUAAAUCCGGAAAAUGUCAUGAAUUUUGCAAGUUUCUUCAAGUGCAGUCACAAAAACCAUCCAACCGCCAUGUCAUCCAAUGCAGCGUAGGUGAACGGAUGAUAUCCGCAUGUGUGGUUCCCACCAUGAAGAAUGGAGGAGGAGGUGGGAUGGUGUAGGUGUGCUUUACUGGUGACACUCAGUCAUUUAUUUAGAAUUCAAGGCACACUUAACCAGCAUGGCUACCACAGCAUUCUGCAGCGAUACGCCAUCUUAUCUGAUUUGCGCUUAGUGGGACUGUCAUUUGCUUUUCAACAGGACAAUGACUUAAAACACACCUCCAGGCUCUGUAAGGGCUAUUUGACCAAGAAGGAGAGUGAUGGAGUGCAGCAUCAGAUGACCUGGCCUCCACAAUCACCCUACCUCAACCCAAUUGAGAUGGUUUAGGAUGAGUUGGACCGCAGAGUGAAGGAAAAGCAGCCAACAAGUGCUCAGCAUAUGUGGGAACUCUUUCAAGACUGUUAUAAAAGCAUUCCUCAUGAAGCUGGUUGAGAGAAUGCCUUGAUGACAGCUUUGCACACUCUUGGCAAAGGGUGGCUAUUUGAAGAAUCUCAAAUAUAAAAUAUUUUGAUUUAACACUUUGUUGGUUACUACAUGAUUCCAUAUGUGUUAUUUCAUAGUUUUGAUGUCUUCUACCUUUGAAUGAGUAGGUGUUCUAAAACUUUUGACCGGUAGUGUAUAUACUGUAAUCUAGUCAUGGCUCAUCCUAUAUAAUUAAUUUUUAGAUUUUUCUGGAUUGUGUGUAUUGUUUUAUUUAUUGCAAGGCAUUACUGCACUGUUGGAGCUUGAAACACAAGCAUUUCGCUUUCAGUUUGGAGUAAAUGGUUUCUGUUACAAAACGUUUCGUAACAAACAAAACGAUUUGCAACAGAAUCGGCCUAAUGAAUACACCCCAGGUGUGAUUAAAAUGCAUGAAACUACACAGGAGGUAAAGUGUGACCAGUUCCUUCACAUCACUACAGAUGAAGGAAAGACACUAGGUGAUGAAACUCCACAGUUACAUUUUCUUCUUCCUCCACUCAACGCCCAAACUAUUUGUUAACGGGUUAAGCAUACUCCUACUUUUUUCGUUUUUUCAAAAUGGCAUUUUGCAGUGUUGUGUGGCGAGAUGUAAACUGCCCAAGUAAAAACAUGUUUUUAGAACAUUUUGCAAAUGUAUUGAAUGAAAUACAGAAAUAUCUUAAUUUACAUAAUUAUUCACACCCCUGAGUACUUUGUAGAAGCACCUUUGGCGGUGAUUACAGCUUUGAGUCGUCUUGGGUUUGUCUGUAUCAGCUUUGCACAUCUGGAUUUGGGGAUUUUCUCCCAUGCAGAUUUUCUCAAGCUCUGUUAAGUUAGAUGGGGAGUGGUGGCGAAUAGCAAGGCUCCAUUCAUUGUUCCCUCUAUCCUUACCAGUCUCCCAGUCCCUGCUGCUGAAAAGCGUCCCCAUAGUAUGAUGCUGCCACCACCAUGCUUCAUGGUAGGGAUGGUGUUAGAUGGGUGAUUAGCUGUCAAAGCACUUUGCAUUCAGGCCAAAGAGUUCAAUUUUUGUCUCAUCAGACCAUGAGGCAAAAGAUUAUAUCUUUCACGUGCCUUUUUGCAAACUCCAGGCAUGCUAUCAUGUGCCUUUUUCUCAGGAGUGGCUUCCGUCUAGCCACUCCCAUAAAGCCCGGAUUGGUGAAGUGCUGUAGAGACUGUUGUCAUUCUGGGAGGUUCUCCCAUCUCAGCCAAGGAGCUCUGUAGUUCUUUCAGAGUGGUCAUUCCUCCCUGACCAAGGUCCUUCUUGCCCGGUUGCUCAGUUUGAUCGGACAGCCAGCUCAAGGCAGAGUCUGGGUAGUAACAUAUUUCCCAAUGACUGAGAACAUUGUGCUCUUGGAAACUCUAGGAAUUGUUUUAUACCCAUCCCCAGAUAUAUGCCUCAUCACAAUUCUAUCUCGGAGAUCUACUUCAUGGUAUAGUUUCUGGUCUGACAUGCGCUGUCAACUGUGGGACCUUCUAUAGACAGGUGCGUUUCCAAAUCAAAUGAAUUGGCCACAGGUGGACUCCAAUCAAGUUAUAGUGACAUCUCAAAGAUGAUAAAAGGAAAUGGGAUGCACCUGAGCUCAAAUUGGAGUGUCAUAGCAAAGGGGUGUGAAUAAUUACACUACCAGUCAAAAGUUUGGACACACCUACUCAUUCAAGGGUUUUUCUUAAUUUUUUACAAUUUUUUACAUUGUGGAAUAAUAGUGAAGACAUCAAAACUAUGAAAUAACACAUAUGGAAUCACGUAGUAACCAAAAAAGUGUUAAACAAAUCAAAAUAUAUUUUAUAUUUGAGAUUCUUCUAAUAGCCACCCUUUGCCUUGAUGACAGCUUUGCACACUCUUGGCAUUCUCUCAACCAGCUUCAUGAGAUAGUCACCUGGAAAGCAUUUCAAUUAAAAGGUGUGCCUUGUUAAAAGUUAAUUUUAAGUUUGAGCCAAUUAGUUGUGUUGUGGCAAGAACAGCUCAAAUAAGCAAAGAGAAACAACAGUCCAUCAUUACUAUAAGACAUGAAGGUCAGUCAAUACGGAACAUUUCAAGAACUUUGAACGUUUCUUCAAGUGCAGUCGCAAAAACCAUCAAGCGCUAUGAUGAAACUGGCUGUCAUGAGGACCGCCACAGGAAUGGAAGACCCAGAUUUACCUCUGCUGCAGAGGAUAAGUUCAUUAGUUACCAGCAUCAGAAAUUAGAACAUUCAGAAUUCAAGUAACAGACACAUCUCAACAUCAACUGUUCAGAGGAGACUGGGUGAAUCAGGCCUUCAUGGUCGAAUUGCUGCAAAGAAACCACUUCUAAAGGACACCAAUAAUAAUAAGAGACUUACUUGGGCCAAGACACCCGAGCAAUGGACAUUAGACCGGUGGAAAUUUCUCCUUUGGUCUGGAGUCCAAAUUUGAGAUUUUUGGUUCUAACCGCCGUGUCUUUGUGAGACGCGGUGUGGGUGAACGGAUGAUCUCUGCAUGUGUAGUUCCCACCGUAAAGCAUGGAAGAGGAGGUGUGAUGGUGUGGGGGUGCUUUGCUGGUGACACUGUCUGUGAUUUAUUUAGAAUUCAAGGCACACUUAACCAGCAUGACCACCACAGCAUUCUGCAGUGAUACGCCAUCCCAUGUGGUUUGGGCUUAGUGGGACUAUCAUUUGUUUUUCAACAGGACAAUGACCCAACACACCUCCAGGCUGUGUAAGGGCUAUUUUACCAAGAAGGAGAGCAAUGGAGUGCUGCAUCAGAUGACCUGGCCUUCACAAUCACCCAACCUCAACCCAAUUGAGAUGGUUUGGGAUGAGUCGGACCGCAGAGUGAAGGAAAAGCAGCCUUUGCACACUCUUGGCAUUUAACACUUUUUUUGGUUACUACAUGAUUCCAUAUGUGUUAUUUCAUAGUUGUGAUGUUUUCACUAUUAUUCUACAAUGUAGAAAAUAGUAAAAAUAAAGAAAAACCCUUGAUUGAGUAGGUGUGUCCAAACUUUUGACUGGUAUUGUAUAUAAAUUAGAUUUCUGUAUUUUCAAUAAAUGUAGCACAUUCAAAAAAACAUGUUUUCACUUUGUCAUUAUGGAGUAUUGUGUGCAGAUGGGUGAAGGGGGAAAAAAUAUGCUUGAAUUCAGGCUGUAACAAAACUAAAUGUGGAUUAAAUCAAGGGGUAUGAAUACUUUCUGAAUGGACUGUAUGUCUUCAAUGGUAAAGUAAUUGGAUUUGUGUGGGGCUGUAAAUAAUUUAUGUUGCAUUAUACUCUUUUUCCUCCUCCUCAGCAACUUGCCAGAACUGAAUAUAAGUAUAGAGCUUGGUUAAGUAUGGAGCAUGGUUCCCUGACUGGCGGUGCUAUUUUAUUUCCAUCAAUCCCCCCCCCCCCCCCCCCUCCAUGUUUUGUGAGCAAAAUAUUAUUUUUUAUAUUGGACAGAAAAUACAAUUAAAAAAACGCCAGCAAGUCAGCCCCAAGUGACUGACAUUUUGGAAAUCUGUUCCAAAGUAUUCCAAUGUAUAAUGUAAGCAAGGUUUGAAAUGAUUGUUUUAGUCAAAUAUUACUAGGCUUCUUUCUCAUUGCGCUGUUUAUUUUACACCAUUCUGCUCAUGAUUUAGUCAAUCUGUCAACCCCCUUAUCUCAGAAAAGAUUAAUGGUUAACCUGAGGAAAUAGGUGUUUGACUUGCACAGGCCGAUCCUGUCCGACACACUGAUUGUGUCUGUUGAUUGAUGAAAAGUGUUGGUCCAAUGUUUCAUGAGCUGAAAUAAAAGAUCCCAGAAAUGUUCCAUACCCCCAAAAUCUUAUUUCUCUAAAAUAAAUUGCACAAAUUAGUUUAAUUCCCUGUUAGUGAGCAUUUCUCCUUUACCAAGAUGAUCCAUCCACCUGACAGGUGUGGCAUAUCAAGAAGCUGAUUUAAACAGCAUGAUCAUUACACAGGUGCACCUUGUGCUGGGGACAAUAAAAGGCCACUCUAAACUGUGCCGUUUUGUCACACAACACAAUGCCAUAAAUGUUUCAAGUUUUGAGGGAGCGUGCAAUUGGCAUGCUGACUGCAGGAAUUUCCACCAGAGCUGUUGCCAGAUAAUUGAAUGUUAAUUUCUCUACCAUAAGCUGCCUCCAAUGUCGUUUUAGAGAAUUUGUCAGUAUGUCCAACUGGCCUCACAACCACAGACCAUGUGAAUGGUGGUGUGUGGGCGAGCGAUUUGCUGAAGUCAACGCUGUGAACAACGAGUGCCCCAUGGUGGCGGAGGGGUUAUGGAUGGGCAGGCAUAAGCUAUGGACAACAAACACAAUUGCAUUUUAUCGAUGGCAACUUGAAUGCACAGAGAUACCAUGACGAGAUGCUAAGGCCCAUUGUCGUGCCAUUCAUCUGCCGCCAUCGCAUGUUUCAGCAUGAUAAUGCACAGCCCCAUGUCGCAAGGAUCUGUAAACAAUUCCUAGAAGCUGAAAAUGUUCAAUUUCUUCCAUGGCCUGCAUACUCACCAGACAUGUAACCCAUUGAGCAUGUAUUGGAUGCUCUGGAUCGACGUGUACGACAGCGUGUUCCAGUUCCCGCCAAUGUCCAGCAACUUCGCACAGCCAUUGAAGAGGAGUGGGACAACAUUCCACAGGCCACAAUCAACAGCCUGAUCAACUCUAUGCGAAGGAGAUGUCACGCUGCAUGAGGCAAAUGGUGGUAACACCAGAUACUGACUUUUUUUUUUAAAUCCACGACCCUACCUUUUAAAAAAAAAAAAAAAGGUAUUUGUGACCAACAGAUGCAUAUCUGUAUUCCCAGUCAUGUGAAAUCCAUAAAUUAGGGCCUAAUGAUUUUUUUUCAAAUGACUGAUUUCCUUAUGUGAUCUGUAACUCAGUAAAAUCUUUGAAAUUGUUGCAUGUUGCAUUUUAUAUUUUUGUUCAGUAUAGUUCCCGAGCACCCAAGACAUUUCUAUACAAUAGGUUAGUCUGGUAGCACUCUUGAGGCUAUGUUCCAAUUCUGUUCUUCUGAUUGGCUUUCUUCUAUGCUCUGGGUAGAAAUCAAGGAUCUAAGAUUUAAUUCCUCCUAAAUUAAACUUGGGAUCGAAUCUUAUAAAGGGCGACUAAUUUCACCGAUCUCGUAAUGAAUGGGUGCUAUGAUGCGAUGAUGAAAGUAUGUACCACAUCUCUUUCUCUCUCUUUCACUCUCUUCUCAAUCUCACUCUCUGGGAAGAGGCUAAAGGGUCCGGCUUUCUGUCUGAGCUACAUACGUUAAAGAGAUUUUAGGGGCGUCCCAGACCUAAAAUGAUUGCCCAACUCACCCGCACCCCCUCAGUCACAGGCCCAUUGGCCUCAUACUUUAGGAAGCUGGUGCAACAUGUAUAGCCAGCAGUUAAGUUUUGGCAAAAUAAUACUUUUUAGAAAAAUGUAUUCUAGAUUACAAGGGGUCAAAGUUAAGAAGGUAGAAGACAGACAUUUGGCUAUCAUCAUUUUGAGUGGUUAUUGUAUCUCAAUUUCCUUGUAAGGCUGAAUUAUUCAAUGUGUCUGAUCAUAGGGAUAAGUGAUGGGAGUUGUUCAUUCUCCAGUAAGUCUCAUUACUGAUAUGAGUAGAGGGUUUUAUUUCUCCCGUAAGAGAUUGAGAGGAAUUAUGUCAUGCUGAAUUGAAUGACUGUGGAUGCCAUUCAUACCAUCCUCAUGCCUGUGGUAUAAUGCAAUGUCAUGUGGAAUGCACAUGUAAGUACUAUAUUGUUGCACAUGAAUCUUUUGAGUUGGCAUUUAAAAUUGGUCAUUUUUAUUGAUGACAAUUCAAUACUUUUUAUCUCAUGGAGACAUGCCCUGGUCAGUGAGUUGCCGGUACAAUAUUUGAUUCUAAUCACCUGUGUCUUUCUUCCUUUUUGACCCUGCAGGGAUGCCAUACGCCAUGUUAAGAUAAAGACCAAGACGACAGUGUUGAACAUGCUAAAGCGGUUGGACAAAAUCCGGUUCCGGGGCCAGCGGCCAGACGUGUUCCUGGAUCUGGGUGAAUCGCCCAACACAUCUGACACUGAAUGUAGCGAAGAGAUUCUGAUGAAGCCUCGGCCCUUGCUUAAAAUUAAAGACACUGAAGAACUGCAAGACCCUGUGAGUGUUCCUGUAAGUGAAUAUUGGUAUUAUAAUAUAACCACAGAAAUUGUAUCUCUUCAGACUCUUCACUUCCCCUAAUUCUCUCUCAAACAAAAUACAUCUUUGUUUUGCAUUCCUAGUCUAGUUUGACAUCUUCCAGAUAACUUCAUGAAGUCCACUCACUCGCCAUCUCGAGGUGCCGCCGCCAGUUUUGAUGGAAUUUUGGCCAAAAUGUCCCACUUUUGAUGUUUAUUCAACCCCCUUCCUGUUGAUUUAGUAGAGGAUUGAAAGACUUCCAACCUAUGUCUGCGUCACUGCAGGCCUUAGUCAGACUAGAGUGGACAUGUUCCAGGGCCUUGCCGCAGUGUACUACCAGCCAACUCAACAUCCCUGAGUGUAUUAGAAUAACAACUAUAUUUUUCAAUGAUCUUAUUAUUUCAUUUGUCUGCAUGUUCUGGUGCAUUCAUGUUCAUAUAUUUUUUGAGAGAGGUUGAUAAAACUUCUUGAUGUUCUUUGAAGAUAGGGAAAUAUCUUUCAUUUCAAACUUUGAUUUCAAACAGGUCAAAGAUUUUAUGAGUCAUUUGAUCACGUCAUCACACACUGGGCCACCUUGUUGGCAUCUUAAUGAAAUGCCCCAAAAAGUGUGAUAAAAAAAUAAGUUGUAUUCUGAAAAAAGACGUGCAAACGUGGCACUGGUGCGAAUUCUCUGAUAGGCGGUCUGGUUACUAAAGUCAGGACCCAACUUGCCCAUCGAGUCUAUAAGAAUGGACCGUUGGAGAAGUUGGGCCUUUCAUGAUCUCUGUAUCUCGCACAAACUCCGACCUAGAAAGCCUCUGCAGCGGAAUUAGGGUUAAACACAGCCCUUGUAAUGUCUAACCACUUAACAACAAACAUGUCUUGGUACUGGGAAACUGGGCUUAGGCCAGUACAGUACAGUUCCCUGUUUGUUUGGGACUUGUUGUCAUGAAAACAGGAACAAGGUGGGUCUUCUCACACUGGUAUUUAUUAUAAUCUUGACACCUCACUCGUUAUCUUUUUGACUACUGAGAACUGAAGUCGGAUAGCCGUUCCAGAUGUAUUUACCUCCAUAGCAGGCUUGUAAUAUGUCACUAUUUAACUCUUUGUUGCACUAUAGUGCUUUUAUUGGGUACAUAUAAUUAACAGUAAGGUCUAAUUUACACAGAUGGAAUAAAUUAAUGUACAUUUAAUAGGGCACAUUUCUCAAUUAGCAGACCUAGUGAAUUGGGUCACUGCUUCUCUGGGUAAUGGUGCGAGGGUUGGUGUUAAUGUACUUCUAUUACUAAAUUACUACAGAGCAGACAAGCAGUACUUUCCGAUCUUAAUUGCACUCUCAAAGUAGCCUUAAAUCUGGCCUAGAUAUGGCAUAUUCAAAGCUAAUAUAGAGUUUGGAAAAUAUGUGCCGUAUGCAAUCAUUGAAAAACAUCAUGUAGCAGUUGCUACCUACACACCACCUUAUUGGUGCUCAGACCUUCAUGUCGAAGAAAAUUAUAUGAAGGGAAUGUGCUGUUCUGGUUGUCUUUUAAUGGUCCCUAAGGGAUGUUUCAAAAUGUCUGUCAACAUUCUUCUCAUGUCAGUCAUUGUUGCUAACUUGUUUUAGUGCAAUAGUGGAAGACUGAGACCUGGCUUUGAAGAGUCUUAUUCAUUAAUAGAUUACACAGUACGUUGCUGUACAGUAGCUAAUUAUAAUAUCUCUUGUGGAAAUGUAACAGCUUUACUCAUCUGAAAGGAGACCUUUUGAUCAGAGCUGGGCUUGUGGGAUCUGCCCCUUCCUCUCCCACUCAUCGUUACUAAAGUGCACUGAUUUCCCUCCUGAUGCGAGCGGUCUUUGCAUAUUCUUAUUCUUGUCCCCCUGCUGAGAGGAUGUGAAAUGAAAUCAUCUAGAUGUUUCCUCUUUUCUUCACUGUCUCAGCUCUGUUGUGUCUGAGUAGCAGAGUGCCAACACUAGUGACUAUCUCAAUGUAACUCUCUGUGUGGCUAUCCUUGUGGAGUUUCACUUUCCCAAUCUCCUUUGUUUCUCACUCUCUCGCUCUGUUCCUCUCUCUGUGUGUUGGGUCAUGAUUCAGGUGAUAGUCUGCAUACACAAUUACACUGCAGUUUGAGCCAGGCUGGAUGGUGCAGGGAGAAACUGCAGGGUGAAAUGGAGUCUUCUGCUGUCAGCUUGCCCACAUUUAUCUGUGUGUGUGUGUGUGUGUGUGAGAGAGUUUUGAGGUGCUGUGUGCAGGUGUUUUGAACCAGAGCCCACAGUAGCGCACAUCGGCAGGGACGUUAUCCUUCUCUCCUCACCUCUGCAUGUUCUUGUGUGUGUGCCCACAUCCAGGCUGGUCCGGGGACACUUGCUAUGGCUGCAGCCAUCCAGGACUACCAGAGGACUGAGACAGAUGGACUCAACGAGGUGAAAGGCCACCUGGAAAUUGCCUUACUGGAAAAGCACUUCCUACGUGAGUAUUGCACUAUUUUUCAGUCUAGGUUUAAGUAGAAGUUUGUAAAACCUCUAGCAGUAAGGUUUUGAUUUGCAAAAAGGGAAAAUCUCUUCACGUUUGUUUGAUUGCCAAUCCACACAGCAGCUUUGGAUAUCUGUCUUUCAUGUCAAGGUGUCUGUUAGUUGGUGAACUCAUUAGGAUUUGCGUGUAAAUGUAAUUUGUCUUGCCUUCAGGGCUCUCCUGGCUGCAGAAUUAGAUCUGUACUGGCUCAUAUAGCCCUCUUACGCCUGGCAACGUUGAGUGUUAGUCUCUUAUAUUAGAUCAACUUAGGCUUAUUACUCAAGCUAGGUCAGUGAUCAUAGUAUCUGUGAGUGACCAUAGUCCUAUAUAGGGAUGAGCACAGUUAUUCGAAUAUCCGAACGGACGUUAAGUAUUCGAUUACUUGGGAGAGUAUUCAUUUUUGAGAAUAAAAUAGCCCUAUUUUAACAAUGAAAAUGCUUUGUCUUAAGUUAAGUAAAGGUAUCUGUGACAUUGCUACAGAGCCUACAAGGAUAGACCAUUACAUUUUACAUUUGUAUAAAAUAGUUUUUAUGCGUGCGCCCGGUAGCCUACACCAUUUCACAUGUAGCUCAAUCAAAGUGGCGCUACAGAGGCUCCAUGUGUAGCAAGUUAAGUGGGAGAUUUCUAAUCAAUACAAAAUUGAAUAAAAAUUACGGAAUUACAUUGGCUAAAUGAGAAGGAGUAGGCUGCAAUGAUCGACCAACAGGUAGGCUGUUUCAUAUGAAUGGACUAUUAGCUAUCUAGCUUCUUUACAACGAUUUGAUUUUGCAUGUAUUACGACUAUCCGGAUAUCCCAAAAAAUAUCAUGAUAUUAUUCGACACAUUGAGGAGAUGGAAGUACAGAAGUGGUGUGUGGCCUUCAUUUCACCUCAGCCCUCCCUUCAUCUGGGAUGCAGGCUGCGUGUCAGCAGUAUGGGCUGGUGGCUGGUCCUCAUUGUAGAGCCCAUUGUCCUCUGUCUAGCACCAAAGGGUACUAAUGGGUAGAGUGCAAUCGCCAAAUGUACUGUUGCUGCUCUACUGAAUGUAUAGUGACUCUUUUUCUAAUAAUCAGAUUUCAGAUUUCCACAUUUGGUGCUGAAGUUGAUUAUCCAAUGACUGUGAGAGGAGCAGCUUGUUGAUUUGCAAUGCAAUUGUUGUUUGUCGGCCUUGUUUUGAGCGCUGGCCCUGCUUUGCCAUGAGCCUUUAGGGAGGUGGUUAGUGAUUGAGUAAAUGAUCAGCUUUGUCCUUUAAUUCUGCUUUGAUGAGUCGGUAAUUUAAUAAUAAUAUAUGCCAUUUAGAAGACUCUUUUAUCCAAAGCGACUUACAGUAAUGCUUGCAGCUCUUUUGCCAAUUAUUUGCAUAUCUGAUACCUGUCCGAUCUUUUCCCUAAUGUGUAAACAGCAACAGAACACAUGGAAUCUGAUCUUUUGAGCUCCGAUUUAUACCACAUCCAUAUGUGGAUCUCAAUCCUGAUACAGUUCUGAUGCUCCAUAUGUGACCUCACUCUGGACGCUCAGAUUUUUUGCACAUGACCUGCCGUUACCACGACAACUACCCAAAAUUGAAAGGAACAGUGACAGGAAAUGAGAAUUGCAUCUGUGUGAUACUUCAGAGGCUACAUCAAUGUGAAUGGGCACAUCUGAUAAGGGUCAAAUGUAAAACUGAGUGUGGACAGUCAGAAAAAAAGAUCAGAUAUGGAAAGAAAAUAAGAAUUGGGUUUUUAGGGUGUCGGGAUGCGCAAGAGAUUAACCCUAUGCUGAUAAAAAAAUUGUGAAACACACUACAGCACACACAAUCCUUACCAGGUAAUAAAGCCACAAUAUGUAACUUUUGGGCGACCUGACCAAAUUCGCAUAGAAAUGUGAGUUUUAUAUAUCUGUCAUUCUCAUUGAAAGGAAGUCUAAGAAGUGGUAGAUAUGUAAUGUGUGCUAUUUCUAUGCUUCCUGUUAAGUAUAGUUUUUGCAUCUUUUACUUUCGGUUUUGUACACCAGCUAAAAAUACAUAAUUUUUGGUUAUGGAAAAUAUACUUUUGUGUGUAUAUAUAGUGUAUGUGGACACCCCUUCAAAUUAGUGGAUUCUGCUAUUUCAGCAUCACCCAUUGCUGACAGGUGUAUAAAAUCUCCAUAGACAAACUUUGGCAGUAGAAUGGCCUUACUGAAGAGCUCAGUGAAUUUCAACGUGGCACUGUCACAGGAAGCCACCUUUCCAACAAGUCAGUUCAUAAAAUUUCUGCUCUGCCAGAGCUGCCCCAGUCAACUGUAAAGUGCUGUUCUUGUGAAGUGGAAAUGUCUAGGAGCAACAACGGCUCAGCGGCGAAGUGGUAGGCCACACAAGCUCACAAAACGGGACCGCCGAGUGCUGAAGCGCGUAGUGUGUAAAAAUAGUCUGUCCUCGGUUGCAACACUCACUACAGAGUUCCAAACUGCCUCUGGAAGCAACAUCAGCACAAUAAAUGUUUGUCGGGAGCUUCAUGAAAUGGGUUUCCAUGGCCGAGCAGCCGCACACAAGCCUAAGAUCACCAUGCGCAAUGCCAAGCGACGGCUGGAGUGGUGUAAAGCUUGCCGCCAUUGGACUCUGGAGCAGAGGAAACGCGUUCUCUCGAGUGAGGAAUCACGCUUCACCAUCUGGCAGUCCGACAGACGAAUCUGGGUUUGGCGGAUGCCAGGAGAACGCUACCUGCUCGUAAUGCAUAGUGCCAACUGUAAAGUUUGGUGGAGGAGGAAUAAUGGUCUGGGGCUGUUUUUCAUGGUUUGGGCUAGGCCCCUUAUUUCCAGUGAAGGGAAAUCUUAACGCUACAGCAUACAAUUACAUUCUAGACGAUUCUGUGCUUCCAACUUUGUGGCAUCAGUCGAACCCCAUCGAACACCUUUGGGAUGAAUUGGAACGCCAGGCCUAAUCGCCCAACAUCAGUGCCCGACCUCACUAAUGCUCUUAUGGCUGAAUGGAAGCAAGUCCCCGCAGCAAUGUUCCAGCAUCUAGUGGAAAGCCUUCCCAGAAGUUGAGGCUGUUAUAGCUGCAAAGGGGGGACCAACUCCAUAUUAAUGCACAUGAUUUUGGAAUGAGGUGUUCGAUGAGCAGGUGUCCACAUACUUUUGGUCAUGUAGUAUAUACCACAGUGGUUUAGAUGGUACAAUGAUUCUCUACACUAUACUACUAUACUUGUUUUGUCACAAAAAAUGAAAUUUGCGACCUAUUAGAAUUUUAGCAACCAGGAAAUGGCGGCGCGAUUUCUGCAUAGUGCAUCUUUAAGUUAAACACACCCGACCGCAGUGAUGUUUACACACAUGCACAGCACACACUGCAUUGCUGAUCAAUUGAGGCCAAUCUGCCUCUCGAUCAAUACAUUUGUCUAACAGACAGUCCAUGUUGUGAUAUCAUCAGCCUCUACAACUGCGCAUACAACAGUGUUGCCUACCCUUUUGAGAUGGAUACAAUUCACAUUGAUUUAGUGUUUGUCCUCGUAUGUGUAUUUGGAUAGGUUUUUCAUUAAUACCUUGGCUAUGUUGUUUACCAUUUCCCCUAAAUAGCUUGGAUUUCACACUCGCAAUCUGUCAUUUUACACAACCUGCCACAGGAAGAGCCUUGCAGUGAGAGAGAGCCAGGAAUGUUUAUUUUGUAUUAGUUUUCCCCCCCCUUGCUCUCUUGAUGUGUAAAUCCUAGAGAGACCUCUGCACGUCACAACAUUUUAAAUAAUAUUCAGCAUUUCACAAUAAAUAAUAAUGUAGGGAGGCGAUCAUCCACUUUGAGGGGCACCGGCAGUGUGUGUGUGCGCGUGUGCUCACUCGUCCUGAGGGCGCUGCAGUGGGGGAGGACAUGAAAGGUCAGACGGGGACCUUCUUACUGUGCCAGUAAAUAAAAGCAGUGGUUAUUAAUAGGGGAUAUUACAUAAGCUACUCGACUCAGAAGAAAGGCAGCCAGGUAUUGAAGUUCGUCUGGUUCACUCGUACAGAGACUGGAGGAUAGCAGUAGUACUAAUGGUUACUUCAGUAGCAUUCUGUAUGACCACUCCCUUGCUCUUGGUAACUAUUAACCUAUUCUGGCUAGAAAGCACAAUGCAUUUUUAUAGUCUUCGAACCCAACCUCGUCUGUUGACACGCUUGGGCGUGUGUAACCUAGCGUAGCAGGUGUAGAAAGAUGCCUGAGCAGAGUCCCUACUUCAGUUUUUCAGGGGUUGAAAAUACUUUCUGCCAACGCCGCUAAUGGUGGGACCUGUGUAACCAGGGCUACACCUUCAACAAUGGCUUAGAAUGUUGUAGUUAUGUUAGAUGGGGUAGUAGCAGUAUCAGAUGUAUUUUAAUGUGUUAUUUAUGGAUUAUGUUCUUGUAAACACUGCUAGUAAAGUAGCCAAGGUUCUGUUGCACUUUUUAUAUAACAGCUUGCCCCCAGAGAUAUCAGGGGAUGUGGAGUGGAUAACAAGUAACUGUCCUUUGGUGCCAUGAGGCAGAACCAGUGUAGGAUUGUUUCCAGGUUCCUCUGCUAGUCUCUGGCUCCAGGCCAGCACAAGGGAGAGUCACAUGAGUCCACCUCCUCCUGUGUGACAUUGUGAAAUGCCUGGGUGAGGUUGCAUAGCGAUACCUAAGGAAUCUCCAGGCCGGCCUGAAGACGUCAUACCACUCGCUGUUUACUUGUUGUUAAGCAUGGCAGACAGCUCGGGUUUCUCAGGGAAAAGUAUUAGGGCGUGAAGAGAUGCUGCAUUUCCUGGCUGGCAUUGGUCUGUUGACUCACAUUUCUAUACCCCUGUAGGCCUAUUUGUUAGACACUGAUUCUGGGACAGUAGGUUAUUGUUGUAUGAUUUUCCCCCUGUCAUCUACCGCCAAUGUGUGACAAUACAUAGCUUUAUGAACGAAGCGAAGACCUCACAUAGAACACUAUUGAAAAAUAUAUAUAAAUAUGAUAUAUAUAUUUUGUACUUUUUACCCCUUUUUCUCCCCAAUUUCGUGAUAUCCAAUUGGUAGUUACAGUCUUGUCCCAUCGCUGCAACUCCCGUACGGACUCGGGAGAGGCGACGGUCGAGAGCCAUGCGUCCUCCGAAACACGACCCUGCCAAGCCGCACUGCUUCUUGAUACACUGCUCGCUUAACCCGGAAGCCAGCCGCACCAAUGUGUCAGAGGAAACACUGUACAACAUGCGCCCGGCCUGCCACAAGGAGUCACUAGAGCGCGUUGGGACAAGGACAUCCCGGCUGGCCAAACCCUCCUCUAACCCGGACGACGCUGGGCCAAUUGUGCACCGCCUCAUGGGUCUCCUGGUCGCGGCCGGCUGCGACACAGGUGGGAUCAAAUCCAAAUCUUUAGUGAUAGACUGCUGCGACACUCGGGAGGCCCAAUAUUGUAAUUCUAACUAGUAGAGCAUUACAGGCUAGAUACCGAACUCUAACGAGCCAGUGUAACGGGAGUAAAAAACCUGUUGUUUACCCUGUUAGCCACUGAUAAAGAUACAGCACCUCCCUUAACAUACCGGUAGGUGUCCAGUGAAACUGACAGUUGGACAUUUACUAUACUAUGAUAAAAGACGAGAGAGCGACCUCAACAGCGUUGAAGACGUUAACAAAAAGUGUCUUGUGUUGGCAGCUAGCCAAAACAAGGCACUGUGGGAAAGCAGAAUUCAGGAAGUUGGAGAUUCAUUUCAGUUAUAUUGGAAACUGGGUACAACAACUUUAAAACCCACCUCUGGCUCAGAAAAAUCUGAAGUGAAGAUUAAAUGGCUUUUAGAUAUGGGCCUAUUGGGCGACUAAAACACUCGCUGUCAUAGAAACAUACCCAGAGCUGUGGUUCCCUGUCUCCCCCUGCUCCCCCAGUCCCCAUGUCCAGAGGCUUGGCCAGGCAUGGGAAGCCAUGCAUGUGAUAAUGAGAGGAUGCUCUCUGGCACAUUGUUAAGUAAAGGCCUCUAUGCAAAUGUUUGACUUACAUAACUAGGCUAUCUGGGGCGUCCGUGGCUUUCUAUUCUCCCUCCUGGCUCUGCAGCAACCCUAGCAGCUACUGGUUAGCAGGUUAGCAUGCCGUGCGGCACCCAUUCAGAAAAAGCAGUCAGUCAUAUAGAAACAGAGGUGGUGACCUGAAAAGGCCUUGUACAGUAGGGCUUUAUGGGGGCCAAACCCAUUGGUGAAGUUGAGAAUUGGAGGCUAAGAGGGAUCGAGAGAGAGAUUGUCUGUUAGAGUGGAGGAUACUGCCUUAAUGUUGCUGGACCCCAGGGAGAGUAGCUGAUGGGGAUCCUUAAUGAAAUACAAAUACUUCAAUGGUGUGAACAUCGUCUCACUCAACAAGAGGUAGACCUGAACACUGUCUAGAGACAGUUUGUUAAUGCUUUAGACGGGGUCAUCUUUGAAAUGGAUUCAACAUCAUGUCAGUUACGUUCAGUACAUUCAGGUACUUCCAUCCCACGUGAUACCAGGAAGAGGAUGUGGUUUACACCAGUCUCGUGGUGGCCCAGUCACAGUUGAUGUAGCAAGAAACAAACGAUAGAUCAGGAUGUGGAUGCGCUAAAGAGUAAGAACCUGUUUUCUGCCUUCAGAUGACUCAUACUGUUCAGAUGUCUAAAUUAAGAACUAUCACCUAGGCCUUGUUCAGCUCCUUGGUUUCUGGGCUGAAGUUGUUGCUAACAAGAUGGGUGGAAAUUGAUGUGAACAACAGGGCUUUUUGCUCUUUCUUUUGGGUGACGCUGUGGUGAAAUCAUAAAACAACUAUGACUAUAGGAGAGAAGUUACUUCAAGGCCUUAGCCAUGAUGUCACUGCCCUGCUAAGGUGGACGGGGGCGGCUAUGCUCCAUUUUGUUCCUCAUUUAUCAAGGGGAACACUUUAAUAUUUAUUCCGCCAAGGGUGUCAUAGGUUGUGUUGCUAUGGUGGCAGAUUUUCCAAUUAGCUUGAUGUUGUGUGGUAGGUUCAGAAAAUGUCUAUUAUCCAACUGUGUACAUUUACAUUUUAGUCAUUUAGAAUGUAAUUUCUUAUUAGCAUUUUUUCAUAAGGUCAUGAAGUGAACCAUCCUCUGUAGAGUAAAUGUCACUAGUCAUGAAAACACGUGAAAAUAAUAAUUUUUGUUAUAUAAAUGUAACAGUAACAUUUGAAAGGACCAUACAGUACAGUAACUGCCAAACACACAACAACAAUGCUAAGCCUCAUCCCCUGUAUCAUUAUUUUAGCUUGGUCAGGUUAGAAAGUGUCUUUUAAAACCCUUAGCCUACAAUUUCUGUGCCCGCGCAGAAAUCUAAUUAAACAUAAUACAACAAUCCCCAUCAAAAUCUGUCUGUUUAAGCUAGAGAUAUCUGGGGGUUUUGCAUGGGCUGCGUCUCAAGCCACCGUAACCGCCAAUAUCGCCCUUCCGCAUCUGCGGUGAAAGGUGGCAGAGCUAGAGCGGUGUUUGAUAGACCAUGAGACAUCCCGAAAAUCGGUCUUCUCACGAAAACGUCUGUAGCGUCCGAACGGUUUGGCCUAAAAACUAAUAUGACCACUUUAUUGACAGGUGAGACUCCCACGAACGCGAUGGUGCUCUAGGACGCUCACAAGCCUCACAAGACUCGUCUGAAGGUCCCCGGUACCAGUUUAAGAAAAUGAAUGGAAGUAUAUAUGGAGAUAGAUUAGUGCCUAAAAUAAGGGGAUAAAUACAUGUAAAAACAAAUAAAAUUGUUUCCUGAUCUUUCUUAUAUCUCUCAGAUAUAGGACCGACACUUCAGAACAAACUUCCUUUUGAUUUUUUUGGGGGACUAUCUGUUCCAUGUAUUGAAUCUGUUAUUCAGAUUCAAUACAUUCAAUUCAAUUCUAUUGGCUAAUAGCAGUAAUGCCAAAUUCAAUGUUUCAUCCAAUUUUAUAUAUAUGUUUUAUACCUUAAGGGGUCUUAAAAUUCAAAAUCAAAUAGCUAAAUAAUCCUUGGCAUGACCGUCUGUUGUCCAAGGUGACCUUGUGGUAAGCUGGUAACAACACUAAGCUGUUAUAACAGCCAGGCAGGCAGUCACCUUCAAGCUCAGACGUUGCUCAACCUAGAACUUUACAACCGGUACCACUCAUUCCCUCUAGUAGGUCCUUUAUCAAUUUCUUGUGGAGUUGAGCUUGCGAGGUGAACUUUCUCCCAGUACAGUGAACAGAUUGGGGGCCAUACAGUAGCUGCAAAUACUAGCUCUCUUUCUAAUUUCUCCACUUUCUCCUGAACUCUCUUUCCUCUCCUCCUCCCCCUCCUCUGUAGUAUCUCUCUUGGCCUUGGUCUUAUUUUUUCACUAAUCUCUCCCUCCAUUCUUUUACAUCUCUCCUCUGUCCCACUCUCACCAACCGCAUCAGGAGAUGCAAAGUGGACCAGAAUUGGCCUGUACGUUGCAGUUGACACAUUAUGGAAUGGGUUUAUGAGAAUGUUCCCUUUUUAAUGCCAACGGCUAAAGGAGCGGACUCGUGAGAAAUAAGCCGUUUAAAUCAUGCCACAUACUCGAGAUGCCUUGCCUGACCAAAUCAGUUCUGCAUAGGUCCAAUCUAACAUCUUGUAAUGCUGAAACUAAAACUGAAGGACUACAAGCUGGUCUGGAAGUGACUGUUUGUUUUUAGCCACCUGCCCGUGGCUUUCUCCUCGGUCAACUGACAGACCAGGACAGUUGACAUUGACAUAGUUGAUACCCUGUUGCCUACCAGUCUAGCUCGCUCUUAUUGCCUUCACCUAUCACUUUUAAAUCAUAUCAAAUAAUUAUUUAUCUUGGGGAUUAAAAAAGUACAAUGAGGAAAAUAGUCUUGAGAUCCAUUGUUUUAUGUAUGUUAUACUGUGGUCAUGGGGGGGAACAUCGCUUAUGAAAAGGACAUUUCUCUCUCGUCUACGGUCAUAGUUCAAUUACAGUGAUAAAGUAGGUUGAGGUGUUCUCUGCCAGAACGCUGUGCUACAUUCAACAGGUUCUAAAUGCUUUACUUCAUCUUCCUCUUCCCCUCUCUGCUCGGUCAAGUAACAUCUCAAUGGUUUGGGGACUGUAAAUAUAAAUAUAGGCAAACAUCUCUGUUCCCAGGGCUAGGCAACCCUGUUCCUAAAGUGCAGCAUAUACUUAUUUUAGUUCUAACCAGGCACCGCAUCUGAUUCUACCAAUAACCUCAUCAACUGUGCUAAUUGAUCAAUAUCGGUGACUGGCUAAAGAUUUACAAGUUUGUACAGGUGCCUGUGGCAGUGACUCACCAGGACCAAGUUAGGUAACAGUUAGAAAUGUGUAUUGGCUGAGCCAAACUUAUGGGCUUUCAUUGCUCUAUUUUUCAGAGGAGGAAUUGAGGAAACUUAGAGAAGAAACCAAUAUAGAGACACUGAAACAGGAGCUGGAGAAAGAGAGAUCGAAAAGGCUGGACUUGGAACAGAAACUGAACUUGGAAAUUCUCAAAACGAGGUAAGAGGCAUGUGCGCACGCUCCGCUGCUGGCUUCCAUGUGCCGGUCCCUGUGUGUGCCGGUCCCUGUGUGUGCCGGUCCCAGAGUAUGUGAGCGGAGCGUGCCCAAUUUGACUGGAGCGAGAUUCCCAAAGGCUGGAGCGUCGGCCUUCUCGCCCGCUCCAGUAGCGCUCACUUCACGAGCUCAGGGCACGCCGUCCCAGCAUGCAUUUGUAGUCUACUUGUGUGCUGCUAUAGCCCCUUGCUUUAGCUACUGUCAUGGAAUUCGCUAAAUAUUUUCAUAAAGAAACUGAUAAAACACACAGGUGCAAAAUCAAAGUGACUUACAAAGAUGAGGACCAAGAGGAGGAGUGCGGUGAUGUGUUGUCCACAACUAAAGAAUCAUUGUGGAAUCUGAAAAGACACAUAUCCCGAAAGCAUGAUGGUGUACUUACUACGUACACAUGCAAAAAAAAAAAGGGAACAAGGUGGGUAACUAAUUAACAGAUAAUUGUGUCAAUGUAGCAAAGUAUUUAUAAACAAAAAAUCUGUUAUCUUAAAAGUUUCCUUCAUUUUUGUUCUAUUAUCUAUACAAUAGGCCAUCAUUGAUUUUGGCCCAAUAGGCCUGGCAUAUUCCUACUUUCAAGGAGCUUUGUGUUUUGAUUGGGUUAUUUUGCCUAAAAACCUUUAGGCCUACCUAUAACAAUAAAUAAAGAAUAAUAAAAAACCACUAUGCAUCCCUGCCCAGCCUGGCAAGCGUGGCCAAAAGGGUGUUUAGCGUCCCCAGUGACUCUGCAAGCGUGGAGAGGAUAUUCUCCGCUGCUGGCCUGCUCUCCAGGCACCAUCGCAUGAGCCUGAAGCCACAUACUCUGACCAAACUCGUGUUUCUAAAAAUGAAUUCAAAGGCUGAGCCUAAUAAGGCAUUUUUCAUUUAAUUUGUAUUUCAUUCUAAGUAGGUCACAGCCUAUAUGCACAAUUUAUAGACCAUAAUGAUUUAAUACAACAAAAUGUUGUUUAAAUGCUGAGCGCUUUAUGUCCGUGUGUGUGUCGGUCCCUGUGUGUGUGUGUGUGUCGGUCCCUGUGUGUGUGUGUGUGUGUGUGUCGGUCCCUGUGUGUGUCGGUCCCUGUGUGUGUGUGUGUGUGUGUGUGUCGGUCCCUGUGUGUGUGUCGGUUCCUGUGUGUGUGUGUCGGUCCCUGUGUGUGUAUGUGUGUGUGUGUGUGUCGGUCCCUGUGUGUGUGUGUGUGUGUGUGUGUGUCGGUCCCUGUGUGUGUCGGUCCCUGUGUGUGUCGGUCCCUGUUUGUGUGUCGGUCCCUGUUUGUGUGUCGGUCCCUGUUUGUGUGUCGGUCCCUGUGUCUUGUCGGUCCCUGUUCAAAAAUAGAGCCUCUCCCUGGAGUUGGGUGUGGGAAUUUGUCAAGAAGCCGAGCCAGGCUGCCAAUAAGCAGUCAUGCACGUAGUGACUCCCUCAAUACCAUAGCCUUUGUAACACUAAACCCAAAGGUCUCUAAUGUGAUAUGUCUAACGCAUUCAAUAUAAAUCACAUCUGUGUCUGUGAAGUCUCCAUUUGCUUUAUAUGGAAAAAUCUCUGUGCCAAAAUAAUUUUGAAGGCUAGAAAAAAACGUUAAUGUCAUCUUUCUUAUUCCAUCUCUUUUCCUUUGUGAUAAGUGACACCAAUAUUUUAUUAAGCAUUUUGCGUUCACUUGUCUGGCACAAUAAUGUCUCAAUAAGGUAAUGUGUUUUUCUGAAGCCAUGGUUAAUGCUCUACCUCCUACUAAUGCUUAGUCUCUCCUGUUCCUAGACCAGAAGAUUCCGCUCCACAGCCACCCAGAGCGACACCUGCAGCUCCCACCGCCAACAGUACAGGUCAGCCAGAAACGGGGAUAAAGAUACGGGUUAUGUGAAUCAUGACCGACCAGCUCAUUCACAAAUCUUUAGAAUGUCUGUCAUUACAGACUUGACACUGCGUAUCCCAGAGGCUUCCAGCACCAUAACACUCCACCUCGCUCACCAUUCAAAUUCACAUGACCUGUCUAAUAAGGGUUCGGAAUGGAGGCUAGGCGCUGGAGACGAGUUGAAAGAGUGACUCGUCUCAUCUGCCUGUCUUUUGGGCUCUCUGAAUCUCAGGGCUCGGCAUCUCUGUGUGGGAGUUAGAGGUGAAGCUAUGUGCUUUUCUUAGCCUCUGCUCGCUACCCAUCAAAAACCAAUCUCUCCCCUCCUCUUCCCUGGUGUGUGGGUUACUCACGUUUGUACAUCACUCGCGUUGCAAUGCGCACUUGCUUGUGUGUGUGUGUGUGUGUGUGUGUGUGUGUGUGUGUGUGUGCGCCACACGCAGCACAAACAGGAAGUUUGUAAGUGGGAGUGCUCCAGUGAAGGUGUGGGAUGAAUUUCAUCCCUCUCUCUCUCUGUAGGGAAUGUCACACAUUUAUAUAAACGUGUAUGAAUGCGGCUGUGGAACAUUGCCUUUCUACUCCCCUGUGACCUGAAAUCCUGAUUUUUAUCUCACACCAGGGUUCUUCACUUAAUUCAGUCAGCCUUGUUUUUAGAUGAGGGUUUCUUUGUACUGCUAGUGGCUGCUUUAACUCCUCAAAUGGGUAUUGUCCCUCCCCCACAAGAAAUAGGCUAGUAUGGUUAAUAAAAUGCAUUAUGUAGGCCUAGUGCAAGCUGUAGCUUUUAAAACAUCUGUAGAGAAUAAGAUGUUUCACCGUAUGGAGACUGUCUGGGGCUGCCCUAUAAAUCACAUUUACCUGAAAGCCUCAACUCCAAUGGUUGCUUACUUUUCUUGUCAGACAACGUAUUCAGGUAUUUGAUAAUCUCGGAAACCCAGAACAGAAAUCUUGUGUAAUUGCGUCAGAUGCUUGAUUAGGUUAUGAGAUAAGAUAAUAAUGAGACUAGCAAAGUCUCCAGCCCCUUAAACGGAAACCCUCAGCCAAAGCAUGGGUCAAAUGUCCCAUUUUAUUAAAUACUAAAGAUGCGAAUGACUGAAAAAUUGGGAUUUGUCCAAAUGAACAGUGAUUAAAAGAAUCUGACUCGGAACAAAGUUCCUUGUUAGUCGCCGCAUCCCAUAUUCGGUUGACAGACGCUACGAUACCAUCCUAUGUUAUGCACUUGUCUGUCCACAAGAGAUUUAAGUAUACUGAACAAAAUGAUAAACGCAACAUGCGUCCCCUGUAGCUCAGUUGGUAGAGCUUGGCGCUUGCAACGCCAGGGUUGUGGGUUCGUUUCCCACGAGGGGCCAGUAUGCCAAAAAAAAAAAUCAACAAUUUCAAAGAUUUUACGACGUACACGUCGAUCCAGAGCAUCCAAUACAUGCUCAAUGGGUUACAUGUCUGGUGAGUAUGCAGGCCAUGGAAGAACUGGGACAUUUUCAGCUUCCAGGAAUGGUGUACAGAUCCUUGCGACAUGGGGCUGUGCAUUAUCAUGCUGAAACAUGAGGUGAUGGCGGUGGAUGAAUGGCAUGACAAUGGGCAUCAGCAUCUCAUCACAGUAUCUCUGUGCGUUCAAAUUGGCAUCGAUAUAAUGCUAUUGUGUUCGUUGUCCGUAGCUUAUGCCUACCUUACCCUAACCCCACCGCCACCAUGGGCACUCUGUUCACAACGUUGACAUCAGCAAAUGGCUCACCCACACAACGCUAUACACGUGGUCUGCAGUUGUGAGGCCAGUUGGACAUACUGCCAAAUUCUCUAAAACAAUGUUAGAGGCUGCUUAUGGUAGAGAAAUGUACAUUCAAUUCUCUGGCAAUAGCUCUGGUGGACAUUCCUGCAGUCAGCAUGCCUAUUGCACGCUCCCCUCAAAACUUGAGACAUCUGUGGCCUUUUAUUGUCCCCAGCACAAGGUGCACCUGUGUAAUGAUCAUGCUGUUUAAUGAGCUUCUUGAUAUGCCACAACUGUCAGGUGGAUGGAUUACCUUGGCAAAGGAGAAAUGCUCACUAACAGGGAUGUAAACACAUUUGUGUACAAAAUCCGCAGAAAAAGCACAAAAAGCUUUUUUCUUUCAAUCUUUUAUUUCAGCUCGUGAAACAUGGGACCAACACUUUACAUGUUGCGUUUAUACACUGCUCAAAAAAAUUAAGGGAACACUAAAAUAACACAUCCUAGAUCUGAAUGAAUGAAAUAAUCUUAUUAAAUACUUUUUUCUUUACAUAGUUGAAUGUGCUGACAACAAAAUCACACAAAAAAUUAUCAAUGGAAAUCAAAUGUAUCAACCCAUGGAGGUCUGGAUUUGGAGUCACACUCAAAAUUAAAGUGGAAAACCACACUACAGGCUGAUCCAACUUUGAUGUAAUGUCCUUAAAACAAGUCAAAAUGAGGCUCAGUAGUGUGUGUGGCCUCCACGUGCCUGUAUGACCUCCCUACAACGCCUGGGCAUGCUCCUGAUGAGGUGGCGGAUGGUCUCCUGAGGGAUCUCCUCCCAGACCUGGACUAAAGCAUCCGCCAACUCCUGGACAGUCUGUGGUGCAACGUGGCGUUGGUGGAUGGAGCGAGACAUGAUGUCCCAGAUGUGCUUAAUUGGAUUCAGGUCUGGGGAACGGGCGGGCCAGUCCAUAGCAUCAAUGCCUUCCUCUUGCAGGAACUGCUGACACACUCCAGCCACGUGAGGUCUAGCAUUGUCUUGCAUUAGGAGGAACCCAGGGCCAACCGCACCAGCAUAUGGUCUCACAAGGGGUCUGAGGAUCUCAUCUCGGUACCUAAUGGCAGUCAGGCUACCUCUGGCGAGCACAUGGAGGGCUGUGCGGCCCCCCAAAGAAAUGCCACCCCACACCAUGACUGACCCACCGCCAAACCGGUCAUGCUGGAGGAUGUUGCAGGCAGCAGAACGUUCUCCACGGCGUCUCCAGACUCUGUCACGUCUGUCACAUGUGCUCAGUGUGAACCUGCUUUCAUCUGUGAAGAGCACAGGGCGCCAGUGGCGAAUUUGCCAAUCUUGGUGUUCUCUGACAAAUGCCAAACGUCCUGCACGGUGUUGGGCUGUAAGCACAACCCCCACCUGUGGACGUCGGGCCCUCAUACCACCCUCAUGGAGUCUGUUUCUGACCGUUUGAGCAGACACAUGCACAUUUGUGGCCUGCUGGAGGUCAUUUUGCAGGGCUCUGGCAGUGCUCCUCCUGCUCCUCCUUGCACAAAGGCGGAGGUAGCGGUCCUGCUGCUGGGUUGUUGCCCUCCUACGGCCUCCUCCACGUCUCCUGAUGUACUGGCCUGUCUCCUGGUAGCGCCUCCAUGCUCUGGACACUACGCCGACAGACACAGCAAACCUUCUUGCCACAGCUCGCAUUGAUGUGCCAUCCUGGAUAAGCUGCACUACCUGAGCCACUUGUGUGGGUUGUAGACUCCGAUUUUAUGGUACUCGUGUGAUGUGUCUUGGGGAAUAAGCAGUGUUGUCUAUUUUAAUUGGGUGUGAUGUCGGGCUGCUAUUUGUUUGAAUGAGGUGUCUGGUAUAGAGCUGUUAGUUAAUUGGUUCCAGAGACGUGCCCUAGUGAUAAUACAGCAUGUGGUGAGUGAGAGAGAAAGGUGUUUUGGAUACACUUUGAUCCAGAUGAAGAAAUACUGGUGCUAACUUAGGCCUGACCAAAAAAACACAGUAGUGUGCUAACUUAGGCCUGACCAAAAUAACACAGUAGUGUGCUAACUUAGGCCUGACCAAAAUAACACAGUAGUGUGCUAACUUAGGCCUGACCAAAAUAACACAGUAGUGUGCUAACUUAGGCCUGACCAAAAUAACACAGUAGUGUGAUAACUUAGGCCUGACCAAAAUAACACAGUAGUGUGCUAACUUAGGCCUGACCAAAAUAAUACUUACAGUAGUGUUGUGCUUACAACAUUUCAUACUACUACAAGCAAAAGUCGUGUAAUGUUGAGUUAAAUGUUGAGUUGGUCAAAUGUAUUUCCAUUUCAAAUAACAGGGUUAUUUCCUACAGUAUAGGCAGCGGUCACCAACACUAGUCCUGGAAAGGAUGUGCAGGCUUUUGUUGCAACCCAGCUCUAACAGACCUGAUUCAACAAAACAAAGUCUUAACGAUAUCCCAUCCGUUCCUCUGCCCCUGCAGACAAGCAGAAGGAGACCAUGUACUCGCGGCUGCAGACAUGGCUGUACGACCGGUUUGGAGCGUACAUCGAGGACUUCCGCUUCCAGCCGGAGGUGAACACGGUGGAGCCAGAUGAGCCGUUAAGCGCUAAGAGGUGAGAACUGCCGCCAUAACCACUACGACCUCAGACAACCAAUGCUUUCCCUUUGAGAAAUGAUGUACUUUAGAUUCUGACUUCAUAAUUUCCUCUGUAAUUGCUCCCCUCGGCCUCUCCCCUCUCGUUCGAUAAAAGUGGCCGACCAGCCCGCCACUGUAGUCAUCAGGUUAACCGGCUCAGAGGACAGAGUACAUGCUGCUUAGAGAAGGGUAAUGAAACUGAUGGCUUUGUAAUGGGCCUAGAGUCUGUCAGCGUGCUAUACAUCAGCACCCACCAUAAAGUAGCCUGUCAUGAUGGGAAAUACUGUCCUCAUGAGCUCACCCUGAUGUCUGAUUGGCUUUUUAUUAUAACCUACAGCCAAUCCCAGGGCUUUCAGCACAGCAGAGGUUGUAACCAUGGUGUUAUGGAAGUGGGAGGAUUGUCUGACCCCUGGUGGUAGGUUGAGUGUGUUGCAGCUGGCCUUUUGUCAUUCUCAGCUUGUUAGGACUGAUUAAGGAUCAGCUCUCCCUGCUCCAGUUCAUACAGUGACCUUUUUGAGUGGAACUGCACCAACUGGCUAUGGAUCAGUUUUUAGGGCUCCGAUUCUUUCUCCGAUUCUCAGUCCUCUCCUGAAUGACGCAGACUGGAGUCAUGGGGACUCUGAAUACAAGUACAAUAGACAGAGGGGAGAGCAGGAGAGAAAGAGAACACUCAGUGUUCACCAUGCCUGUGGAGUCAUGGGUAGCCUGACUCAAACUGUCCUGGCUGUAACUUUAUCCAAGCACAUAAGAGAGGGUGGAGAGGAGAAGAGAAGGAAGGAGCAUUCACUGUGCGGCGGUUGAAAUGGCCUUGAUGUUAGUUUUGGCGGCUGAAAGAGAUGUGGAGAUGGGAUAGAGAGGCAGACAAAAAGACCUUGUCAGACAAGAGAUUCUUCCAGGCACCACAUACUUUCUCAUGAAGGAUGCCUAAAUGCAGCAAGAUCAUGUGUACUCUUCCUCCACCAAAACAUAUCUAAACUCAGCAAAAAAAGAAAUGUCCUCUCACUGUCAACUGCGUUUAUUUUCAGCAAACUUAAUGUAAAUAUUUGUAUGAACAUAACAAGAUUCAACAACUGAGACAUAAACUGAACAAGUUCCACAGACAUGUGACUAACAGAAAUGGAAUAAUGUGUCCCUGAACAAAGAGGGGGUCAAAAUCAAAAGUAACAGUCAGUAUCUGGUGUGGCCACCAGCUGUAUUAAGUACAUGCAGUGCAUCUCCUCCUCAUGGACUGCACCAGAUUUGCCAGUUCUUGCUGUGAGAUGUUACCCCGCUCUUCCACCAAGGCACCUGCAAGUUCCCUGACAUUUCUGGGGGGAAUGGCCCUAUGCCUCACCCUCCGAUCCAACAGGUCCCAGACGUGCUCAAUGGAAUUGAGAUCUGAGCUCUUCGCUGGCCAUGGCAGAACAAUGACAUUCCUGUCUUGCAGGAAAUCACGAACAGAACGAGCAAUAUGGCUGGUGGCAUUGUCAUGCUGGAGGGUCAUGUCAGGAUGAGCCUGCAGGAAGGGUACCACAUGGGGGAGGAGGAUGUCUUCCCUGUAACGCACAGCGUUGAGAUUCCCUGCAAUGACAACAAGCUCAGUCCGAUGAUGCUGUGACACACCGCCCCAGACCAUGACGGACCCUCCACCUCCAAAUUGAUCCCGCUCCAGAGUACAGGCCUCGGUAUAACGCUCAUUCCUUUGACGAUAAACGAAUCUGACGAUCAAUGUAAAAUCACCCCUGGUGAGACAAAACCGCGACUCGUCAGUGAAGAGCACUUUUUGCAAGUCCUGUCUGGUCCAGCAACGGUGGGUUUGUGCCCAUAGGCAACGUUGUUGCCGGUGAUGUCUGGUGAGGACCUGCCUUACAACAUGUCUACAAGCCCUCAGUCCAGCCUCUCUCAGCCUAUUGUGGACAGUCUGAGCACUGAUGGAGGGAUUGUGCGUUCCUGGUGUAAGUCGGGCAGUUGUUGUUGCCAUCCUGUACCUGUACCGCAGGUGUGAUGUUCGGAUGUACCGAUCCUGUGCAGGUGUUGUUACACGUGGUCUGCCACUGCGAGGACGAUCAGCUGUCCGUCCUGUCUCCCUGUAGCGCUGUCUUAGGGGUCUCACAGUAUGGACAUUGCAAUUUAUUGCCCUGGCCACAUCUGCAGUCCUCGUGCCUCCUUGCAGCAUUCCUAAGGCACGUUCACACAAAUGAGCAGGGGCCCUGGGCAUCUUUCUUUUGGUGUUUUUCAGAGUCAGUAGAAAGGCCUCUUUAGUGUCCUAAGUUUUCAUAACUGUGACCUUAAUUGCCUACCGUCUGUAAGCAGUUAGUGUCUUAACGACCGUUCCACAGGUGCAUGUUCAUUAAUUGUUUAUGGUUCAUUGAACAAGCAUGGGAAACAGUGUUUAAACCCUUUUACAAUGAAGAUCUGUGAAGUAUGAAGAAUUAUUUUUUUUUAUAAUGUAUGCACUCACUAACUGUAAGUCGCUCUGGAUAAGAGUGUCUGCUAAAUGACUAAAAUGUAAAUGUAAGUAAUUAGGAUUUUUACGAAUUAUCUUUGAAAGACAGGGUCCUGAAAAAGGGACAUUUUAUUUUUUGGAUGAGUUUAGUUCUGUUUGUGCGUUUGUCUUACAUAAUCUUGUUUAUGCUUUUGUCAUGCUGAGUUCUAAUUGAAUAAAACUCAUUUUCUCUUGUCCCAUGUCCUCAGAUUGACUGAAAACAUGAGACGACUCAGUAAGUACUGUGCAUUUAGUGGACAAGAUGUACCAAUCACACUCAAUGUCAGGGGUAUCUUGAUGAAUAUCAUAUUCUGAAAUAUCUUCAUAAUCAGAAUAUGAAAAUUCCAAUGACAGAUGUUUGUAGUAAUAAAUUAUGAUUUUGUCUCAAAGUCCUUGAUAGUGGUUUGUUAAUGGUGAAUACUUUCUAUUCCUCUGUAGAGCGAGGUGCCAAACCUGUCACUAACUUCAAGAAGAACCUUUUUGCCUUAUCCAGCUGGCACUCUGUGUAUACGUCAACCUUUGCCUUCAUUGUGAGUGUGUACACACACACACACACACACACACGCGUGUACUAUCACAGCAUAUGAAAGAUCCCAGGAAUGAAGAUCAAUAUCUCUAUCUCUCCCCCUGUAUACAUAGCAACAUCUAUAUUUGUUUAUAGAUUUACAUUAAAAUAUCUCUUUAUUGGCAUCUGCAUGUGUAACAGUAUAUAAUAUGUAUUGCAUAGUAACGAGAUGUUCCAUACUUGGUAUGAGUAUAGACGAGAUGGUAGAUUGAAAUAAUAGAUUGUGUGACCUGUUCUCCCCUCCCCCACUCCUCUUUCUUUUCCACAGAUCUAUAUGAAUGCAGCGUGGCACGGUUGGGCCGUCCCCUUGUUUCUCUUCCUAGCCAUUCUCAGGCUCUCCUUGAAUUACCUCAUUUCCAGGUAGAUUACCUCAUUUCCAGGUAGAUUACCUCAUUGCAACGUGCAUCGCCUAUUGUUAGUUGUUCCAUUUGAACAUGGACAAUCUGCUUGGACAUGGACAAUGUGCUUGGACAUGGACAAUCUGCUUGUGAAAUGAGUCAAACUUGUCUCUCUCCGCUUUCUUCUCAGAGGUUGGAGGAUCCAGUGGAGUAUUGUGCCGGGGGUCUCUGAACCUGUGGUAAGACGUGUAUGAUGUCACCUCUUUUGGGAUUUCCCUUUACCUAAGAAAGGUUAAAAAAAAAAACUACCCCCUUCCACAAGCCCUUACGCCUUCAGUGUUUGCCAAUUUGGGGGCACUGGGUGUUACCAUAACGCUUUUUGCUUUGGGGGUGAAUAGUUUGGGAUGUAACAUUCUUUCUUCUUUUCCCAGGAACCACCAAAGGAGGAUCUGACCGUUUCAGAGAAGUUCCAGUUAGUUCUUGAUGUCGCUCAAAAAGCACAGGUGAGCUGUGAUCAUGUGAUGUGAUCAUGUCUUCACCUUUGAUUUAGAAAGUGCGAGAGAUGUCACGAUGACAUCUACUUUGCGAUGUGAGGUGUUGCUCUCUAAAGUUGAUGUGCUGUUUUCACAAGAAAUGUUUGUUCUUCACAGAAUCUAUUUGGAAAGAUGGCAGAUGUCCUGGAGAAAAUAAAGAAGUGAGUGACGUGUGUGUGCCGGCACCUGUGUGUGUGUGUUUCCAGUGUAUUUAAGGUUGUUAACCAACGUGUGUGUUUCAGCCUGUUCAUGUGGGUGCAUCCUGAGAUCACUCAGAAGCUCUACAUCGGUCUGUGGGUGGCCUUCAUCUGCUCCUGUCUCCUACCCUACAAACUCAUGGGCUUCAUGAUGGGUAGGUACAAGAUGUAAAACCAUGACCUGAGAUCAGAACAGCCUUCAUGGUUAUUAUCUGACCCUGCUGGUCAUCUAUGAACACUUGAAUGUCUUGAAGAACGAUCUGGCCUUAAUGGCCAUGUACUCUUAUACAGUAAUCUCCAACCGGUACAGCCAGAAGAGGGCUGGCCACUCCUCAGAGCCUGGUUCCUCUCUAGGUUUCUUCCUAGGUUCCUUCCUUUCCAGGGAGUUUUUCCCUCUGUAAAUACAUUUGAUUGAUUGAUUGAUUGAUCAGUAUAGGGGCGACUCCCCACUACACCUACCCAGUGAUGGCCCCAAGCACUGAAAUUAGAAAAAGACGUCGAUAUACCAGAUGAAAAAAGAGAAAUGGAGAGAUCCUCUUGAUCCAUGGAAGUGGAUCUCCUCUCAUCCCUUUCCUUGUGCCACCUCUGCAGGGCUGUAUGCAGGGAUCAAGUUCUUCAUCAUCGACUUCCUGUUUCGGAGCUGUCCCAAGCUAAGGGACAAGUAUGACACGCCCCACAUCAUGUGGACCAGCCUGCCCACAGACCCCCAGCUGAAGGAGCGCGGCGGCGCUACACUGUCCAGACGGGUAUGUCUCAAACUCUGUACUAUUGUAUGUAAUACAUUUGUGUCUGCGUUGUGUACACUGAGCAUACCAAACAUUAGGAACACUUUCCUAAUAUUGAGUUGUCCUUUGGGUGGUGGAAUAUUCUUGAUACACUCCGGAGACUGUGGAGCGUGAAAAACCCAGCAAUGUUGCAGUUCUUGACAUAAACCGGUGCGCCUUGCACCUACUACCAUACCCCGUUCAAAGGUAUCUUUUGUCUUGCCCAUUCACCCUCUGAAUGGCACACAUACACAAUCCAUGUCUCAAUUGUUUCAAGGCUUAAAAAUCCUUCUUUAACCUGUCUCCUCCACUUCAUCUACACUGAUUGAAGUGGAUUUAACAAGUGACAUCAAUAAGGGAUCAUAGCUUUCACCUGGAAUUACCUGGUCAGUCUAUGUCAUGGAAAGAGCAGGUGUUCUUAAAGUUUUGUAUACUCAGUUUAUAUGUGCAAGUCUUUUGUACAUAGGUACGUAUACAUACCAGUGGAGGCUGCUGAGGGGAGGACGGCUCAUAAUAAUGGCUGGAACGGAGCAAAUGGAAUGGCAUCAAACCAUGUGUUUGACGUAUUUGAUACCGUUCCACCUAUCCCGCUCCAGUCAGUACCACGAGCCCGUCCUCACCAAUUAAGGUGCCACCAACCUCCUGUGAUACAUAAACACUUCAUAUUGAUGUGUGUCAUUGUCGCAGUUCCUCCCUAUUAACGUGGGCGUUCACAGCAGCUAGGACUGUGGGAACCCUCGUGUCAGUGUCUGAUCUCCUGAGUUUUCUGUUUCUCCCUCUCAGCUGUCUGGGUAUGAAAAGGUAGGGCUACCUAGUGUGCACUUUGGUUUUUGAGUGCCUGUGUGUACGCCACCAUCACCUGUGUGUGUCAUUAGAGCUGCAUUCCAAAUUGACCCCUUGCCCCUUUGGAAUUCAGUAGUAGAGCCAUGAUAACUGUGAGUGUCUGUGUGAAGGAUCAAAAUGUGCCCCGUAGUUUAAACAUAUGCAUCUACCACAGUGCUGUUAAAAGUAUUAUUUGGCGUGUUUAACCAAAGUUGAAUUCUUAAGAGUUUACCAUAAUGGUGUUUUGAAUGUACACGUUUGAUCCAUUCUCAGACACGAUCAGAAGGAACCCUAUAUUCAAAUUGUGUGUGUUUGUGUGUGUUGAGGAAGUAACUGGUAGAAACUGUUCAUAUAUGUUCUGGAAAGAUAGUGGUUUAUAAAUAGUAUUUGUAGUUUGUGCCAAAAGUGUGGUUGCUAGAGCGAUGUCUAUCAUAACUACUCUCCCAUAAAAUCACAUACAAUUAUUAAAGGUUGUUUUAUGUUGUUAUAAUACUUAUCAAUAGUUAUGUGUGUUUUCUGGAGAAUAUUCCUACAAAUGAUCAGCCAAAACCCGUCUGACUAUCUUUGUAUUUUAUGAUGCGUUUCAUUCUUUACACUGAAAGAUUGUUAUGGUCCCGUAUUAGUUCAUCGCUUCAUGCCUUGCAUGAUUCACACCACAACCCUAUCAUUCACAUCCCCAUAAGCAAGGUAUCCAACGCUCUCCACAAGCACCCCAGCCAAUAUACACUGCUUCCCAAACAACUGCUCACCUGAGUAAGCUUUGGGUCACCUGCGGUGAAAUGCUCUGAGUGAUGCCGAGGUCCAAGCCAAGCCGCUGGUUUGAGCGAGUCUGCUAUAAUACACAUACGCUGCUUGGGUUUAGCUAAUUCCCUUCCCACACUCUGUUCCUGGUCUAACAUGCUUCCCUCUAUCCUACUACGAAUUUUUUCUAAUUUCACAAACUCUAAGGUUCCUAUCUACUUUAAUAACACCCUUCCUCUCUACUUCCCUCUCUCCUCCUCCGUCCUUCCUCUCUCUCCUUCUCCUCCUUCCUCGUCUUUCCUCCUCCUCCGUCCUUCCCUCUCUCCUCCCUCCUUUCCUCUCCUCCGUCCUCUCCCUCCUCCCUCCUCUCCUCCGUCUUCCUCUCUUCCCUCGUUUCCUCUCUCUCUCCCUUCCGUCCUUCCUCCUCUUCCGUCCUUCCCUCUCUCUCUCCUGUUCCUUCCUCCUCCUCUCCUCCCUCCGUCCUUCCCUCUCUCCUCCCUUCCUUCCUUCCCUCCCUCUCUCCUCCGUUCUCUUCCCUUCUCCUCCCUCCUUCCUCUCUCCUCCUCCUCUCUCCGUCCUCUCUCCUCCCUCCGUGUUCCUCUCCUUCCUUCCCCUCUCCUCCUCCUCCUCUCCUCUCCUUCCUCUCUCCCUCCGUCCUUCCCUCUCUCCUCCCUCCUGUCCCUCUCUCCUCCCUCCGUCCUUCCCUCUCUCCUCCCUCCGUCCUUCCCUCUCUCCUCCCUCCGUCUUUCCCUCUCUCCUCGCUCCGUCCUUCCCUCUCUCCUCUGUCUCCGUUUCCCUCUCUAUCGUCCUCUCCCUCUCUCGUCCUUCCCUCUCUCUAUCCGUCCUUCCCCUCUCUCACUUCUCUUUCCGUUCCUCCCUCGUCCUUCCCUCUCUCCUCCCUCCGUCCUUCCCUUCUCCCUAACCUCUCCUGUCCUUCCCGCUCUCUCGCCUUCCCUCUUCCUCCCUCCGUGUUCCUUUAUCUCUUUCCUUCUCCUCCUCGUCUUUCCUCUCUCUCCCUCCGCCUUCUCUACUCUCUCCUUCCCUCUUCCUCCUAGUCCUUCGUCCGUACUUCCCCUCUCCUCCCUCUUCCUUCACCUGUCCCUCUCCUCAGCCUCCCCUAUUCAGUCCUUCCUCUCUCAUCCAUCGUCCUUCCCUCUCCGUCCUGAAAUCUCUCCUCCAUCCGUCCUUCUCUCUCCUCCCUCCGUCAUUCUUCUACUCCCUCAGUUCUUCACUCGCCCCUCCGUCCUUCCCCUCUCCUCCUCCGUCCUCCCUCUCUCUCCCUCCGUCCUUUCCCUCUCUCCUCCCUCCGUCUUUCCCUCUCUCCUCCCUCCGUCUUUCCCUCUCUCCUCCUCCGUCCUUCCCUCUCUCCCCCUCCGUCUUUCCCUCUCUCCUGCUGUGUUUUUCCCCCGUUUCUCUUUUAGAUCCAACCAGUGGUAGCUCGUGGGAGUCUAGGGACAGCCCUAGCAUGCGGUGUCAGUCUAGAGGAACAGACUGGCAGGGUCUACAAUACUAAGAAGGGUUCUUUCCACGAGGUCUUCAAUCUGUCUGAGAAUGAGCGCCCCCUAGCAGGUUGGUAGAGCACUGCAGAAUAAACCUCAGCAGCGACAGCUACGCUGUACCUGGUUAGCUUCCUCCCCUAUUACAUGUUGACCCUGUUUCCAUAGUUGAUGAUGAACUUAGUGUUUAUUUAUUGUGUUAUGUUGGUGCAGUGCAAGCGGUGAAACCAGGAGUAUUGACUGUGUGUUUGCGGAGUGGCAGACUAAUGUGUGUGUGUGUGUGUCGAUUGGUUUUGUUUGCAGUGUGUGAGAAUGGCUGGCGAUGCUGCUUGAUCAACAGGGACAGGAAGAGUCCCACUGACUACAUCCGUAAUGGGGUGCUCUUUGUCACUGAAAAGUAAGCCAUCUACUGCCAACACCUAGCUGUCACAUGUAGAAAUCACACUUGGCACCCUGUUGUGUUUUUUGUAUUAGUUUGUGUGUUCAGGUAUUGGCCUACUUCUCCAUGCUUAUUAAGUGUAUUUCUAUCCAUCCCCAGUUACCUUUGCUUUGAAAGCUCAAGCUCGAGGUCAAACUCCUCUAAAAAGAAUAAAGUAAUCAAACUGAUUGACAUCACUGAUAUUCAGAAGGUGAGUGUCUCCAUCUUCACUUCACCUUCUGUCCAAUGUCUCAAUUCACUGGUUUCUAAAAAUGUACUUCUGCAGUAGAAUGUAAAGGUUGUGGGCCUCCGAGUGGCGGAGCGGUCUAAGGCACUGCAUCGCAGUGCUAGAGGCAUUACUACAGACCCGGGUUCAUUCCCGGGCUGUGCCUCAACCGGCCGUGACCGGGAGUCCCAUAGAACGGCGCACAAUUGGCCCAGCGUCGUCCGGGUUAGGGGAGGGUUUGGCCGGUGGGGUUUACUUGGCUCAUCGCACCCUAGCGACUCCUUGUGGCGGGCCAGGUGCCUGCAGGCUGACCCCGGUCGCCAGUUGAACGGUGUUUCCUCCGACACAUUGGUGCGGCUGGCGAGUGUUAAGGAGCGCGGUUAGGCGGGUCAUGUUUUAGAGGACGCAUGACUCCACCUUCACCUCUCCUGAGCCCGUUGGGGAGUUGCAGCGAUGAGACAAGAUCGAAAUUGGGGAGAAAAAGGGGGGUAAAUUACACCCAAAAAAAAGGAAUGUGAAGGUUGUUUAUCUGUGGGGUUUUUGUCCCACAGUACAAAGUCUUGUCUGUACUGCCUGGGUCUGGAAUGGGAAUCUCCAUAGCUACACCGUCCACCCAGAAGGUAGGAACACUUAUGGACAGUCUAUUUUAGACUGUUUGUUUUCUCUCUAUUUAGGUCUGGUAGUGUUGGUCAAUAUACUGUUAAUAAAUUGAUCUGUGUCAAAAGAUGAUUUUCCACCCUCCAUCUUUCCUCUCGGAUUGUCACUCUCUCUCUCUCGCGCUCUCUCGCUCUCUCUCUUAGCCGUUGGUGUUUGGUGCCAUGAUCCACAGGGACGAGGCCUUUGAUGCCAUCUUCACACAGUACAUGAAGACAGUGGCCAUGACCACAGGCACCAACCCUGAGACCUAACAAACCAAGAUGGCUGCCUUCACCAGGGAC